Molecule: messenger RNA, 2895 nt
Organism: Octodon degus (degu)
Lineage: Eukaryota; Metazoa; Chordata; Mammalia; Rodentia; Octodontidae
Gene: Rabep2
Product: rabaptin, RAB GTPase binding effector protein 2
Exons: 12
Coding region: 860-2563 (567 amino acids)
Biological process (GO): endocytosis
Cellular component (GO): intracellular membrane-bounded organelle
Molecular function (GO): GTPase activator activity; growth factor activity
Source: RefSeq, a predicted model, not a curated record
GGGGUCCGAGCUUGGAGCUCCUCCAUGCGCGUAGUGUCUGCGGGACUUCCGAGAAGAGCGGCAAAAUCAGCCUUUUAGUUUUGUGGAGGGUUUUCCCUCUGCUAACAGGUUUGGGAGAAGGAGAAUCAAGGCUCUGGACUCGGACUUAGCUGCCGCGGGCCCAGCGGAGAGGACGCAGCUAACAGGAGCUUGACCCGGGCCCCGCGGAGGAGGAUCUGCGGCUUGGGGGGGGACAGGGGAUUAGCAGAAAGCAGCCCGGCCAUGGGCGUGGUGAAGUGGAUUCCCGCUUCCAUGCCUGACUGCUCCGGGACUCAGAGGCGCCCCGAAAAUCUAAGCCGACCCAGCCCUGGCCCCAGGGACGCCGCAGGAGGGCGGAGGUGCGGGGAGGGCCCGGCCACCACCCGCCGGAACGCCAGCCCAGCCGCGGCGGAAGGGCGGCCGGAGGUCGAAGGCGGGCUCCGCGGGUCGCACACGCGGAGGGAGACGGCGCGCUUCGCUGUCGCCGGCGGCGGCCGGGUGGCGCGUCCCCAAGGAGGUCCAGCGAGGGCAGAGCAUCCCCGAGAGGGGAGAAGCCGAGAGGCCUCCGCAGAGAAACACCCGCAGGACUCUGAGGGGCCGGCGUCCCCGGGCCGCGCCGUCUAGCAGGCAAGCGGGCGCCGCCCAGCAGGCAAGCGGGCCCCGCCGUGUCCACUCGGAAAUCUCAGGCCGACGCUCCGCUAUCCCCCCAACCUCGGUCCUGGGCAGCUUGCCCAGGGUCCAUCCGGAAACAGCCGAGCGGAUCCGGAAACAGCCGACAGGACCCGGAAGCGGUGAGCGCCGUCACCAGGGAGUGCGGGAAUCCGCCGUUUGCACUGAAGUGAUGGCUGCAGCUGCGCCAGCGGCCGCGGGCGAGGACGGAGGGCUGCGGCGACCGGGAGCCGCUCUGGACCGCCGCCCCCAGGAGGAGACAAAGGUGGAGGCCGAGUCAGGUGAGCUGGGGCGGCUGCGGGCUGAGCUGGCAGGCGCCCUGGCAGAAAUGGAGACCAUGAAGGCAGUGGCGGAGGUGAGCGAGAGCACGAAGGCGGAGGCUGUGGCUGCGGUGCAGCGACAGUGCCAAGAGGAGGUGGCCUCACUGCAGGCCAUCCUGAAAGACUCCAUCAGCAGCUAUGAAGCCCAGCUCGCAGCCCUAAAGCAAGAGCGGCAGCAGCAGCAGCAGGACUGUGAGGAGAAGGAGCGGGAGCUGAGCCGCCUGCAGCAGCUGCUGGCGCGGGCCCACCCCCUGGACUCCCUGGAGAAGGAAAUGGAGAAGGCACACGAGGACUCAGAGAAGCUGCGGGAGAUCGUGCUGCCCAUGGAGCAGGAAAUCGCGGAGCUCAAGGCGAAGCUGCUGAAGGCGGAGGAGCUGAUCCAAGAGAUACAGGGUCGACCUCCACCUCCCGCUUCCCUGCACGGCUCCACGGAGCUGCUGCUGCUGUCCCGAAACCCGUCUCCCCCACUGGAGCCCCUGGAGGAGCCGAGCGGGGGCCCGGCAGCCGAGGCCUUUGCCCACAACUGUGACGACAGCGCCUCCAUCUCCUCCUUCUCCCUUGGUGGUGCCAGCAGCAGCGCGUCCCUGCCCCGCGGCCGCCGGGGCCUGAGCCCUGAGCAGGAAGAGACAGCCUCUCUGGUGUCCACUGGGACCCUGGUCCCCGAGGGCAUCUACCUGCCCCCUCCCGGUUACCAGCUUGUCCCGGACACCCAGUGGGAGCAGCUACAGGUGGAGGGCCGGCAGCUGCAGAAGGACCUGGAAAGCGUCAGCCGUGAGCGGGAUGAGCUGCAAGAGGGGCUGAGACGCAGCAAUGAAGACUGCACCAAGCAGAUGCAAGUGCUGCUGGCCCAGGUCCAGAACUCGGAGCAGCUGCUGCGGACCCUGCAGGGCACCGUGAGCCAGGCGCAGGAGCGGGUGCAGCUACAGAUGGCAGAGCUGGCCACCUCCCACAAGUGCCUGCGCCAUGAGGUGAAGCGGCUGAAUGAGGAGAACCAAGGGCUCCGGGCCGAGCAGCUGCCCCCCGCAGCUGCCCAGGGCCAGGAGCAGCUCGAAGGCGAGGAGGAGCAGCUGCCUGGCUCCGUGCAGGAGCUGCAGCAGCUGUUGCACCGAACGCGUCAGGAGGCGCAUGCCCGCCGGCAGGCCCAGGAGCACGGGGCUGAGCGCCUGCGAAUCGAGAUUGUGACGCUGCGCGAGGCACUGGAGGAGGAGACGGCGGCCAGGGCCAGCCUGGAGGGACAGCUGCGGGUGCAGCGGGAGGAGACAGAGGUGUUGGAAGCCUCCCUGUGCAGCCUGAGGACGGAGAUGGAGCGGAUCCAGCAGGAACAGAGCAAGGCCCAGCUCACAGACCUCCUCGCUGAACAGAGGGCCAAGGUGCUGCGGCUGCAGGCUGAGCUGGAGACCAGUGAGCAAGUGCAGAGGGAUUUUGUGCGGCUGUCCCAAGCCCUGCAGGUACGGUGGGCCCCUCCCACGGCACAGGACGCUUGUGCAGGGAUGGUCCCCUGGUUAGGGGGGUCCUUUCCUUCUAUAGUUUGCAUGGUGCUUCCCACAGAGGUAUAGCUCCGGAAACGUGAAAGCUGUGCAUGCGUCUUGGACAGUCCCGUAGCAGCCUUAGCACAGGCCCAAGGUGGCCAGCUGUACCAACUGCCCCGAAUGUGUGCUUGGCACCCACUGCUGCCCUGGACCCUGGGUGGUGUGGUGGGAGGGAGGUGGCUCUGGGGCCUGCCCUCAGGGGCCACCUGCUGGGGUAGGGCCACCUUUAUGCACCAGAGGCCCUCUGCAUCCCUCUCGGACCCCACAGGUGCGCCUGGAGCGGGUCCGCCAGGCAGAGACCCUGGAGCAGGUGCGCAGUAUCAUGGAUGAGGCGCCCCUGAGGGACGUCAGGGACAUCA